AUGCGAGUCCGAGUAAUCGUCCUUAUUGCAGAGGAUGGUAUUCAUCGCAAGACUGAUUUCUUCGCCCUGGUUGCAACGUCUCUGCAGGUGACGUCUCUCAUCGCCGGCAUACGCGACGUGUUUGAAAUCCUGGUGCCCGUCCGUGUGAUAUACGAGGUCUCGGACCUGGCUGGUCUUGCCGCAGCCAUUGGCAAACACAAGCGCCAAGAUCCAGUCCAUCAUCAGAACGUCACCCAGGAGAUGAUGGGUCUAGAGAAGUCAGCCUUUCACGAGCUGGUCGACCGGAAAGGCGUCAUCCACCAUCUGGGAGCCCAAGUCAACUACAACGAGUCCACACUGGCAGCCGAGACGCAAAUGUCCUAG
Molecule: messenger RNA, 363 nt
Organism: Hirsutella rhossiliensis
Lineage: Eukaryota; Fungi; Ascomycota; Sordariomycetes; Hypocreales; Ophiocordycipitaceae
Product: phosphopantetheine attachment site domain-containing protein
Exons: 2
Coding region: 1-363 (120 amino acids)
Source: RefSeq, a predicted model, not a curated record